Messenger RNA from Doryrhamphus excisus (bluestripe pipefish), 3585 nucleotides. Lineage: Eukaryota; Metazoa; Chordata; Actinopteri; Syngnathiformes; Syngnathidae. The record is from RefSeq and is a predicted model, not a curated record.
ACGAGAGCGGCCUGUUUCGUGGAGGAGCUGUCAAUUAAACCGUGUCUGCAUGAACUGCAAAUGACCACAGCAUCAGGUCUAGCAUCCGAUCUGAAGGGGAUGCCGAUUUCCCUUGGGAGAUGGAUCUGCUUUCCAAGAUGGCUCCCAUUUUCCACUGGGCAUUAGCAGUUUGAAGUCGAGUCUCUAAAUGGGCUUCCUAAGCACCUCAUCGUGCCGCCAUCUUAACCAGCCCUGCUCCACAUCUGCAUAAGCACAAGCUGAAAGGAUGCAUUGGAGGUUCCAUGGACAGGCAGGCGUGUCGACUGCUGAGCCAUCGAUGGAGGCUACGAGGGACUUCGCAAAUGAGAAAGUGCUACAGUUAAGACUUCAGCAGAGGAGGACACGAGAGCAGCUGGCAGACCAAGGCAUCAUGCCUCUAAACCACGGCAAGUUCCCCAAGCAGGAGGACUCGUACGCCUUUGAGGAGGACAGCAGCAGCGAGAGUUUGUCUCCAGAUCAGAACCACAGCGACGAGUCUCAGGGCUCCGCCUGCCCUUCAUCACACCUCGCCUGCAGCGCAGCCUCCUCUUCCUCACCUGGACAUGCCAACACACAGCAGGAGGGCACAAGCGGAGACCCCCCUGACCAAAUCCAGGAUGAAGGACCGUGUGGAACCGGCAACAACCAGGCCACUGCCCCAAUCCCAGUUCCUGCUGUUGUCAAGGCCAAGACGGCAGACAAGAGCCGCCAUAAGAAGCCCAAAGAUGUGAAACCCAAAGUGAAGAAGCUGAAGUACCACCAGUACAUCCCCCCGGACCAAAAGGCCGAUAAGUCGCCCCCGCCGAUGGACUCGGCUUACGCUCGACUCCUUCAACAGCAGCAGCUCUUCCUGCAGCUGCAGAUCCUCAGCCAGCAGAAACACGCUCAUACGCACUCGCAGCAGCCCGCCGCACCCAUGCAGGGUCAGACGCAGCAGCGACAACCCGCCUUCACCUACCAGCCUCACCCGCCAGCGCACAUGCAUAAAGGGAGCGGCGACCAGCUGCCGGUGUGUGCCCCCAACUGUCCACCCAAGCCAGGGGACAGCAUCCCAUCCUCACCGGUCAAAACCACAUAUCCCGCCCAAAACAACAUCUCUCCCGUCAGACCCGGACCCCUGCCACCAAAUCUGGAUGACCUUAAAGUGUCUGAGCUCAGGCAGCAUCUUCGGAUUCGGGGCUUGCCGGUUUCCGGCACCAAGAUGGCGCUCAUUGAGAGACUUCGGCCCUUCAAAGAUUCAAGUGACGGAUCCUCCCCGUCGGGCUCCUCCGAUAUCACGACGGUGACCUUCCCCGUAACUCCAGUGGGGUCGCUGUCCUCUUACCAGUCUCCAUCCUCCUCCAGUACCCUGUCCCAGGGCGGGUAUUACCCUUAUGCCAGCACCUCCUCCACUCCACCGAUCUCACCAGCGUCCUCAGAGCUCUCUCUGAGCGGCUCACUCCCUGACAGCUUCAGCGACGUACCCAUGUCCUCUCCACCGCAGUUCGCCCUGCAGCAGCCAUCCCCCGGAACUCUCGGCACGGGCGACGGGCUGGGAUGCGGUGGAGCGCGGGUUGGGGAGGGGGGCAUGGAGGCAGAGAAAGAUAAGAUGCUGGUGGAGAAGCAAAAGGUGAUUGAAGAGCUGACGUGGAAGCUGCACCAGGAACAAAGACAGGUCGAAGAGCUAAAGAUGCAGCUCCACAAGAGAAAGCGCUGCUACGGCGCCACCCCAGGCACCGUGACUCCAUCUCCAUCUCACCAUCCCUCGGUGCUCCAUCAGACCAUGAUGGGCCAGCCCUCCUUCGAGGUCAAAGUAAAGCAAGAGCCCAUGUCGCUCUCAUCCAGCUGCCCGCUUUCCUCUCCCAAGCACAUCAAGACCUCUCCAGGGAACUGCAUGGAGGACAUGGCGCACUGUAACACCAUGCUCCCCAGCAUGGGGAACCACUGUGGGCCACAAUGUAUGGACUCCGCCCCAUCCUCUGGCAGCCCGUCCACCAUGACGGCAUUCCUUAGUCCGCAGGGCUCGCCCCAAGACUCCCCUAUUGGAAAGACUUCCGGAAGCCCUCAGCCUUCGUCUCCUAGCAACGCCUACAUGCCGUCUCCUUUCCUGGGGAGGGACGGCUGCGGUCAUCCAGACUCCCUCUGCAGCCCCAGAGGAUGCAGCAUGCAGGUCCCUCAUAAGGGUACGCAGGGGGUCAACUGCUCCUAUCCCUCUGAACAGAGAGGCCUUCAGGGACUUUAUUACAACACGGCUGAUUACGGCCUCACUCAGAACGGCCUCGUCAAACCUGGCAACCUGAAUAUUCAACCCAAGCAGCUGACGAGAAGUCAGCAGAUGGAUGAACUUCUGGAUGUUCUCAUAGAGAGUGGAGGGUACCCCAGCCUCCUUGUUCCGAGGUUCCACCGUCACUAUGAGCACCAGGCACCCCCCCAGCUUCAUUACGACCACCUGGAGACUCUGCUGGGUCCAGUAAGCCGGGGAGCGGAAGGAGCCUCUCUCAAGAUGGCCACCGAGGACGGACAGCGAGAUGAUGAAGGGAACAGAGACAGCGAAGUGUACAGCGGCCCCCACGACCACCAACGCCACCCUCACCAUCCCCAGCAGGACAAAGUCGGGACCAACAGAGACCUGGUGGACACGUCCCUCUCGCCGCUCAACAAGGUGUCCGCCGUCCCUGAAGUGCAGGGGAUGGUUAGCAUGGCGUUCAGUGAGACGCCGUGGGAGACCAUGGAGUGGCUGGACCUCACGCCGCCGACCUCCACCACGGCGUUCAAUGUUCCAACGCCAAGCAUGCCCAGCAUCUUCAACACGGAGUUCCUGGAUGUCAGCGACAUGAACUUGAACUCUGCAAUGGACCUUCACCUGGAGCACUGGUGAACGCUGACACGUUGGCUUGCUAGCAAACCAAAGCGAAUACACCAAGCUUUUCUAUCCCACGCAACCCGCUCUGCUGGACCCCAGCUGGACCCCAGGAUCCGUGUAGAAGUCCUGGGGGACCCGAGUCAAUGGAAGGUCAUUCAGCUAUUUGAAGUAAAAGCAUUGUCCUGGGAUGGGAUGCCCAAAUAACAACAACGUCUCCGAAGAAGGUCAAAUAGCCCGAAAUCUUCAUUAAUCACUUCUUUCAUCCAUGGACAAACAUCACAAACUGCUUUGGCCUUCUGGAAGGCCUCAUUGGAUUGACAAUGACUGACAAUGGAUAUGAUGAACUAACCACACUAACCUACCAGAGUAUUUGGGCCACUCCGGAAAACAAACAUCAGCUUCCACAACAAAACCUACCACUUUAAAAAUGUGGUACUUUUACCAGAAUAAAGCGGUACUACUAGGGGGAUAAAGCGGUAAUGCUAGGGUGAUAAAGUGGUAAUACUAGGGGAACAAAGCGGUAAUACUAGGGGGAUAAAGUGGUAAUACUAGCGGUAAUACUGGAGGAAUAAAGCAGUAAUACUCGGGCGCUAAAGCGGUACUACUAGGGGAAUAAAGCGGUACUACUAGGGGGAUAAAGUGGUAAUACUAGGGGGAUAAAGCUGUAAUACUAGGGGGAUAAAGUGGUAAUACUAGGGGGAUAAAGUGGUAAUACUAGCGGUAAU